AUGGUGAAUCUGCAAACCGUACAAGCCCACAAUGCGACACUCAAGUCGCUAGGCCCAGGUCUUGUCGCAGUGUUUGUCGGUGGCACCUCUGGCAUUUCUCUCUCAACUGCCCUCGCCCUCGCCCGCCACUCUACAUCCCCCAGGAUUUACCUUAUCGGGCGCAGUCAGUCUGCUGCAGACAGUGCGAUUGCCUCGAUGAAAGACAUAAACCCUUCAGCCCAGCCCACCUUUCUCCAAGCCGACGUAUCUCUCCUUAAGAACGUGGACAACGUAUGCAAGGAGAUUACAGCUAGGGAAAAGAAGCUCAACCUGCUUUUCAUGACUCCUGGCACCUUCACGAUGAAAGGCCGGGACGAGACGGCUGAAGGCCUCGAUCGAAAAUUCGUGCUGCAUUUCUAUGCCCGGAUGAGAUUCAUCACCAACCUCCAGCCCCUUUUAAGCGCAGCGGCACAAGAUGGCGAUAAUGCCGGGCUGUCCCGUGUUGUCACUGUAUUAGAUCCGCAUGCAUCCCUUCGCGCCGGUGGCUCCGGUAGCCUCAACUUUGCAGACUUGAGCCUGAAGGAUACCUUCAGCCUCAGUAAAUGUGCCGCACACGCCAGUAUCAUGGCCAAUUGUUUCAUCGAAAGCAUGGCUCAGAAAUACCCACACACAUCCUUCGUCCACUCAUAUCCUUCCGGCGUGGCCACAGGUUUGCUGCGUGGCCUCCCGUUUGGAGGCCUCCUGUCGGCCGUCCUGCCAACGCUGCUAAAGCCCUUCAUGGUACCGCUUGAGGAAAGUGGAGAGAGGCAUCUGUUUGCCGCGACGAGUAACAGGUUCCCUCCCAAGGCUGAUGGUGACAGCGUGGAAGGUCCCGUGGCGUUGGGCAGUGAUGAGACAAAGGGCAGUGGCAGCUACUUGCUGAACUGGGACGGAGAGGUGUUCCCUGCAAACAAAAAAUUAUCCAAGAUAAGGACUGAGGACGGUGUCGAGAAGGUGUUGCAGCAUACCAACGAAGUGUUUAAACGAGUGUGCGACGAGGGCAAGACGUAUCCCUGA
Molecule: messenger RNA, 1035 nt
Organism: Microsporum canis CBS 113480
Lineage: Eukaryota; Fungi; Ascomycota; Eurotiomycetes; Onygenales; Arthrodermataceae
Exons: 2
Coding region: 1-1035 (344 amino acids)
Biological process (GO): secondary metabolic process
Source: RefSeq, a predicted model, not a curated record